AUGGAAAUGGCCGGAAUUGUAUGCUAUACUGGUGCAAAUAUCAUCACUGAAGCAAGGAAACUUAUUGAGCAUAUUGGCAAACCAUUGGAACUUGACACGGACGGAAUAUGGUGCUUAAUCCCGGGAACAUUUCCAGAAAAUAUUACAUUCACUUUGAAUAAUUCAAAGCGCAAAACGAUAACCAUAUCGUAUCCGGGUGCAGUUCUGAAUGCGCUUGUUUGUGAUAAAUUCACAAAUGAUCAGUAUCACGAACUUCAACCAGACGGCACAUAUUCAGUAACUUCCGAGAACUCGAUAUUUUUUGAGGUUGAUGGGCCAUACUUGGCGAUGAUUCUUCCUGCUUCACGAGAAGAGGGCAAAAAGCUCAAGAAAAGAUAUGCGGUUUUCAAUUUUGACGGAUCACUUGCUGAGCUGAAAGGCUUCGAAGUAAAACGACGUGGCGAGCUUGCGCUGAUUAAAUAUUUCCAAACAACGGUUUUUAAAUCAUUUUUGAACGGGAACACUCACCAAGAAGCUUAUGAACAUGCAGCGAAAGAAGCGAACUAUUGGUUGGAUGUCCUGUUUUCAAAGGUGCUUUCCUCGUUUUAG
Messenger RNA from Gongylonema pulchrum, 588 nucleotides. Lineage: Eukaryota; Metazoa; Nematoda; Chromadorea; Rhabditida; Gongylonematidae. The record is from the annotation of a GenBank genome assembly.